AUGUGGCGCAUCCUCCUCGAGCGGCAGGAUGUGGCCGCCGAGUUCGCCUCUUGGCGGAGGGCGCUCACGAGCGGCAACUGGGGUACCACGCCGCGGGUGCAGGCGGCAGCGUGGGCGAGGCUCAACGCGCGCACGGGCUGCCGCGGCUGCUUCCCGCCUUGGUCCGCCGCCGGCGCCGCAAGCCGCUCGCGCGCCAACCGCACUUCGUACGCUCGCUUCCGGCGCGAGCACGCCGCCUUCUUCCGCCACGCGCGGGACAAGGUCGCGCCGUCGACGCCGCUGCUGCACGUCUACUCGGAGGAGCUCACCGCCUCGCGCGCCUCGUGCGAGGAUGCGAUGCGCCGCCUCUUCGCCUUCCUGGGCGUGCCGCCUCUGCCAGCGGUGUGCGACCGUGCGGGCGCUCCUGCGCCGGAGUGCCGCGGCGGGGACGGGCUCUGUAGCGUGGAGAAGCUGCGAGCCCCGCCGCCAGGCUAUACCAUCGACGAGUUGCUGACACAGGUCGGUCACAGGACACAGGAUUUUUUCGCCGCUUUGAGUGAGGCUGAGGGCUGA
Messenger RNA from Emiliania huxleyi CCMP1516, 552 nucleotides. RefSeq lists its product as hypothetical. The record is from RefSeq and is a predicted model, not a curated record. NCBI's taxonomy places the organism in Eukaryota, Haptophyta, Isochrysidales, Noelaerhabdaceae. Bases 1 to 552 code for a protein of 183 amino acids. The transcript is spliced from 3 exons.